ACUACAUUUUGCAAUGCUUAAUGGGAAAUUUUGAGUCACCUCACCUAUAUUGGCCGCUAGGAUUGAUCACUGAGGUUUCGAUCACCCCUUAAAAUGGCGCUAAACCCCAUGUAGUCACCUAUAUAGGCGUUAGGGAUCCAUUUCGGACACAGUCGUAGUUAAUAUGAACUCUAGUCAGAUUUGAAAACAGAAACAACAGAAAUAAAGCUCCACCUUGAAAUUGCUACACGGGAAUAUCACGCACGCACGCACACUGGCACAUGAUUACUUUCACCUUGAGAAAUAAGAGAGAUGACGUCCACAGAGAGACGACAGCUAAAUACUGGAAUACUGCGACUUUAACCAGGUACUGACUGCAGACUGAACGGAGCUUCAGAAAAGACAGGAGUCAAAGUAAAAGUAAGUUCCAGUAAACUCUGUGGAGGAGGGAGUGGAGCCUCACCAGUCGGAGCUGUUUGAACUUUCUGCCUGUCCAGAGUUUAGCUUCACUCAGAGGAAAAUGGCGUCUUGUUUAGAAGAGGAUCUGUGCUGCUCUGUCUGCCAUGACAUCUUCAAAGAUCCUGUGAUUCUGUCAUGUAGCCACAGCUUCUGUAAAGACUGUCUGCAGAGCUGGUGGACAGAGAAACAGGCCCAGGAAUGUCCAGUUUGUAAGAGAAGGUCUUCAAAGGAAGAACCUCCUCUUAAUUUAGUGUUAAAGAACCUGUGUGAGACCUUCUUACUGCAGAGAGAUCAGAGAGCUUCAUCAGACUCUGAGGCUCUCUGCAGUCUGCACUCUGAGAAACUCAGACUCUUCUGUCUGGAUCAUCAGCAGCCAGCAUGUCUCGUCUGCAGAGACUCUAAAAUACACUCCAACCACACAUUCAGACCCAUGGAUGAAGCUGCUCCAGGUCUCAGAGACCAGCUCCAGGAAAACCUGAAACCUUUACAGAAGAAACUGGAGAGUCUCACUAAAAUCAAGAAGAACUGGGAUGAAACAGGAAACCACAUCAAGGCCCAGGCUGCAAACACAGAGAGGCAGAUAAAGCAGCAGUUUAAGAAGCUUCACCAGUUUCUAGAGGAGGAAGAGGAGGCCAGAAUCUGUGCUCUGAGGGAGGAAGAGGAGCAGAAGAGUCAGAGGAUGAAGGAGCAGAUGGAGGCUUUGAGCAGAGAGAUAGCAGCUCUUUCAGACACAGUCAGAGCCACAGAGGAGGAGCUGAGAGCUGCAGACGUCUCAUUCCUGAAAAACUACAAGGCUGCAGUGGAAAGAGUCCAGCAGCGCCCCCUGCUGGAGGAUCCACAGCUGCCCUCAGGAGCUCUGAUAGAUGUGGCCAAACACCUGGGCAACCUGGGCUUCAACAUCUGGAACAAGAUGAAGGACAUGGUCUCCUACAGUCCUGUGAUCCUGGACCCAAACACUGCUGGUCUAAAUCUCAUCCUGCCUGAAGAUCUGACCAGUGUGAGAGAAGGAGAGGAGGAGCAGCAGCUUCCUGAUAAUCCAGAGAGGAUGCGUUGCCACACUUACUCUGUCCUGGGCUCUGAGGGCUUCAACUCAGGGACUCACAGCUGGGAUGUCGAGGUUGGAGAGAACAAGUUUUGGAGUGUAGGUGUGUUUAAGGAGUCUGCAGACAGGAAGAGAAACAUUUACUCUGGAGUAUGGAGAAUAGAGUGUUGUAUUAAUAAAUACAGCGCAAAAACUCCAUCAGGUAGUUAUGUAGGUCUUUCAGUGAGAGGACGUCCUCAGAGGAUCAAAGUCCAUCUGGACUGGGACAGAGGAAAGCUGUCAUUCUCUGAUCCUGACACUAACACACACAUACACACCUUCACACACACUUUCACUGACAAACUGUUUCCAUACAUAUAUACUCUAAAUUUAUAUCCUCUGAAGAUAUUACCAAUGAAGGUCUCUGUAUCAGUAAAACAGUAAAGGAAGAGAUGAUGAUGAUGAUGAUGAUGAUGAUGAUGAUGAUGAUGAUGAUAGAGCUGAAACACAAUCAAAAUUACGAUCAAAUAUUUCAGAAACGAGCUGUCAGAGACCUCCACCCUGUUAGGGACAUGAACGUUGGUAAUGAAAGAGUUAAUCAUGUCAAAAUUCAACAAUUCUUCACUUUUCAUUGUGAGUCUUGAAAAAAAUGAAACCAAAUUUACUGAGGAGACUGUCAACUUUUUCAAGUGUCACAUUUUUUGCUCCUAGUUUAUCUAAAACUUUGAACGAUAACAGAGAUUUUCACAUUAAAAAUGUGUAUGAUGGUAAUCCUUUUAAACUCCAUAAAUUAUCAUAAAAAUGAAAAACAAUUAUUUUUUUUAAUAUAACGAGUUAGACAAGGGCAGUAAGAGUUCAACAGGAUGAAAACUAACAAUAGUUUAAAUAAAAAUCACCCGAAAUGGUAAUAUCAAGUCAGAGAGCAUGAAUAACAUUGAAAUAUAUAUUCUUGUAAGACGUUACAGAAUGAGGAGUCACUGAUUUAUUCUCUGAUAUCAUGUUAACUGUAUAAAUCACUCUUACUUAUGAUGAACAAAUCUGUGUUCAGUGUAUUUUUUUUUAUUUUAGAUGAUUGACUGCAGCUGUGAUGUGACUGGAUGGAGGCAAGCCUAUGAAAAGUCUUUAAACUGAUUUAAAUGAUAAAGUGUUACCUGUUGUAUAAAUUGGUAAAUUACAUGAACAGCUUCAAUGAAAUUCAAAUAUGUAGAUCUCAGUGUUUACGUGCAUUUCAUUGAUUGAGCUUCAGAUCUUCCACCCUGUUAGAUCUCUACAGGGAGGAACCUAACAGGGGGGAAAUAUAGAUAGAG
Messenger RNA from Xyrichtys novacula (pearly razorfish), 2766 nucleotides. The record is from the annotation of a GenBank genome assembly. Lineage: Eukaryota; Metazoa; Chordata; Actinopteri; Labriformes; Labridae.